GUCUGAGUGGGAGAAGUGACCAUUCAUUUCCAUUUGUCUCCAGACAGAGUGGACUUUAUACUGAUCCUCACAGCACCACAGCAGAGAUGGAGUUACUUCUCACUGUCCUGAACUGCAUGGAGCUCUGAGGGGAAAAAGUGGACAAUAACAUAAUCUGGAGAAUAAGUAAUAAUCUAAGGGGCCAUGCCGUGCGUUCAGACCCAGUGCGGCUCCUCUCCACAAGGAGCCAGCCCAGCCUCACAGAGCUCCGGCAGCUGCGACUUCCUCACCCCGGAGUUUGUCAAGUUCAGCAUGGACCUUACCAACUGUGAAAUAUCAGCUGCAACGUCGGGUCCCACUUUUGGCCCUUUGGGGGAUACCGGGUACGACGUAAAGCCCCCGUGCCUCUUCCAAAUGCCACUUCAGGGAGAGCAUCCGUGCGUAAAAGUGGAGGAUGCGCACGGGUGUCCGCGCUAUCAGCAGAACCACCUGCAGUCCGAAGAUCUGCUCUCCUCCCCGGGAUCGGUUUAUUAUUACCGGCCUCCUUCGCCGCGUACACCCAUGACAUCCAACUUCCAACACCAACCGGGACAGAUAUGGGAGGACUCCGGAUCUCUGUACAGUUUUAGACAAGACUAUUUGGCGGCGGCGGCGCACCGGAAAAACACACUUUCCAGAUUCUCGCUGUUUUCCCUUAAACACGCGCAACACGGAAAUCAAAGCUUGCCAACAUGCCAAAUGAAAUUUGACGGGUCUCUCCACGUGUCCAUGAACUUGGACGCACCCGGGGCGCACCAGCCUCUGGACAGCCCCGGGAUUCUGGGCUCUAUUAGUGCCCACGGAAAGCAGCCCGGAUUGGGAUUUCCUCACCCGCUGCAGUUUGCGCACAGCCACCAUUUUAUGGAUUAUCAGAGCCCUUGUUCUCCCAGCCGAGGGGAGCUGAGCACGGAGGGGCUGUGUGCGGUGUGCGGGGAUAACGCAGCCUGCCAGCACUACGGAGUGCGCACCUGCGAAGGCUGCAAGGGUUUCUUCAAGCGGACCGUACAAAAAAAAGCCAAGUAUGUGUGUUUGGCUGCUAAAAGCUGCCUUGUGGACAAACGCAGGAGGAACCGAUGUCAAUACUGUCGCUUCCAGAAGUGCCUCGUCGUGGGGAUGGUCAAAGAAGUGGUGAGGACAGACGGUCUGAAAGGUCGCAGGGGUCGCCUGCCGUCUAAACCCAAAACGGUUCCUGAGUCGUCUCCGCCUGUCAGCACCCUCCUGAGCAGCCUCAUCAGGGCACAUGUGGAGUCCAACCCUCCACCUUCUCGCCUUGAAUACUUCAAAUUCAAGGAGAGUCCACCAGGAGAGGACGCUCAGCAUGUGCGGCAGUUUUAUGACCUGCUGACCCGAUCCAUGGAUGUGAUUCGAGGUUGGGCGCAGAAGAUCCCGGGCUUCACCUCCCUUCCCAAACACGACCAAGACCUCCUGUUCUACUCCGCUUUCCUGGAGCUCUUUGUGUUACGACUGUCAUACAGAUCCAACCCGGAGGAAGGGGAGCUGAUGUUCUGCGACGGCUCCGUGUGGCACCGGCUGCAGUGCCUGAGGGGUUUCGGGGAGUGGAUCGACGGCAUCGUUGAAUUCUCCUCUAACCUCCAGAGGAUGAACCUGAACAUGUCCACAUUCUCCUGCUUAUGCACCCUGACUCUGGUCACCGAGCGGCACGGGCUGAAGGAGCCUCAGAAGGUGGAGGAGCUGCAGAACAGAAUCAUCAAAUGUUUGCAGGACGCAGACUCAGACUGCUGCUCCAACCGUUUGUCCAGACUUUUGGAAAAACUGCGAGAACUCCGCACUCUGUGCAUCCAAGGCCUGCAGAGGAUUUUCUAUUUGAAGCUGGAGGAUUUGGUGCCGCCGCCUGCAAUAAUAGACAAGUUAUUCCUGGACACGUUGCCGUUUUAGAGACACGACAGAAUACACAGGGGGACGUUUGCUCCUUUUUCACUUCUUUGGAUUUCAUUCCAACAGUUUGACAUAUGUGCACUACAUAAAAAGACAUUUUAAAAUCUGAUAUUGAGUUGUUAAAUUGCAUUUUUCAGUUAAAAUGAGACUGAAAACUAAUUUAUUUCAACACUUAAUUACCUUGGAUUAUGAAGGAAACAUGAAUUUAGUCUGUAAUUUAAAUUAUCAUCUUAUUUUGCAAUGUGAUUUUAACUGCUUGUCAGGCCAACACUAUUGACUGUAAUUGUAUUAUAGGUUUUACACUCUUAUGAAGAGGCAGUUUUUAUACAAGAAAUGUGUUUCCAAUAUUGUUUUUCAUCACAUAUUAGUCAUAUAGUGAUUAAUAUAAUAACAGUAAUGUUCAGUAGUCCAUCAUGGUCUGGUGUUCUUAGAUUAAAGUGUCAUUGUCCAUGUUU
Molecule: messenger RNA, 2369 nt
Organism: Gymnodraco acuticeps
Lineage: Eukaryota; Metazoa; Chordata; Actinopteri; Perciformes; Bathydraconidae
Product: nuclear receptor subfamily 4 group A member 2-like
Exons: 8
Coding region: 184-1914 (576 amino acids)
Biological process (GO): dopaminergic neuron differentiation; cellular response to corticotropin-releasing hormone stimulus; regulation of transcription by RNA polymerase II
Cellular component (GO): transcription regulator complex; nucleus
Molecular function (GO): nuclear glucocorticoid receptor binding; nuclear receptor activity; RNA polymerase II cis-regulatory region sequence-specific DNA binding
Source: RefSeq, a predicted model, not a curated record